AUGAUUCAACCGACACCCCCUCCUUCUAAAAGGCAAGAUCUUCAAGGUAUUCGAGGAUUGGCAAUUCUUUCUGUACUUGGAUUUCAUUUUUAUCCAUUUUAUUUCCCAAAUGGUUAUCUUGGAGUUGAUCAAUUCUUCGUUCUUUCCGGUUUUCUAAUGUGCAUGUUACUCACAAAAACUGAGAAAAUGCCAGUCUUCUCUGGAUUUAUUCAUUUUUAUUCUCGACGUUUCAAACGGAUUCUUCCUCUAUAUCUUUUAUUUAUUCUUCUCACUGUUAUCUCAUUAUAUACCGUAUUCCCUGAUGCUUCUCUUCUUCAAAAUCAAUCUUCUGCCACGAAAGCAUUACUUUUUGUCUCGAAUCGACCACAUACUGGAGAAGAAGAUUAUUUCGAAAAGCUUCUGAUAGGAAUUGAUUUGUUCACUCAUACAUGGUCACUAUCUGUUGAAAUUCAAUUUUAUUUCAUUGUUCCUGCAAUAUUUUUUAUUGGAAACAAGUGCAAUGGCUAUUUCAAAUACGGUUAUUACUCCAUCAUAGGGUUAAUCUCAUUUCUGUUCUAUUCAAUUAUUCCUUCACAAGUUGCAUUUAACAGUUUAUUCGCAAGAAUAUGGCAAUUCAUGAUUGGAAUGAUGAUUUAUUUGCAUUCAAUAAAACCAGCUGACACCAAAGACUCCUCAGUCUCGUAUAGACUUUUGAAUUCUGCUGAAAAUGGAGAAAAUGAAAAAGUGAUACUCGUGGAUGAUUUCUCUGAUGAAGAAGGAGAAGAAGAUGUUGAAUUAGUGUCUGUUCCUCCCAAACCAUCGACUUAUAUUGGUCCAUUCUCCAAGUAUUGUUUCUUGAUUCCAAUGGCUUUCGUAGUUACAUAUCCUAUUGAAAUGUUUCCAUUCCUUGUCAGACCAGUUUUCACUUGUUUCACUGGUUUGUUGAUGCUUGUUUCUGUAGAUGACGACUUCUUGAGCAACAGAGUUCUGACUUAUAUUGGUGAUAUUUCAUAUUCCCUUUAUCUGAUUCAUUGGCCUAUUUAUGCGUAUACGAAACUAACUUUUGAAAAUAAUCCAUACGCUCUCGGUGGAGGCCUUUUGAUCUCAAUGAUUCUAGCAGUUAUCGUCUAUGAAACUUAUGAAAAAUGGUAUCUUAAACUGUCGAACACAACAUGUGCACUUUUGAUCGUCUUUCUAUUCCUUAUCAAUGUCGUUCUUAUCAAUAAAGACGCAAUUCAAGAUAUGAAUUUUAUGAAUGAAAUGGGAGGAAACUCCCUGAAUUCCACCAAGGAAACAUUUCCACGACUCGAUGGCGUCACUCAGAAUAUGACUUUCGAUGAUGCUACUCGUCUGAAUAAAAUGUGGAAUAAAUUCGAUAUAGAGAUGAUGAUUGAACCAGGAUGUAUUCAGAGAACACCACAACAUAGUAGAUGGUGUGAUUAUGAAUUGAAAGGAGACGAGUACAAAAUUGCAAUUUUUGGAAAUAGCUACACAAAGAAUCAUCACAAAAUGUUUGUUCAAGAAUGUAAAAAUCGGGCAUACAAUAUCACAAUGGACUCAGAAAGAGGUUGUGAACCCCUAGCAGCUUCUCCAAAUGAUCAUAGUUGUGUGAAGAAGUUGAGUGAAUUCGUGGAAUUUAUGGAUAAUGCUAAACCAGAUUACGCAUUCAUUUUCACCAGAUUCUUCGCUGUCGGUGACCCAUUCAAAGAUAACAAUAGCUCAGAUCUAGAACAUGAUAGAACAUUCAACGAAAUGAAGAGUCAAUUGAAUAAAUUUCUGCCAAAUAUCAAAAAGAAAUUAUAUAUUCUUGACUCGUUUCCACGUGCAAAUGCUGGAUAUAUCUCGAGAGUGGCUGCAGAUCUGAAAAAUGGAAAGAAAAUUGAAGAUAUUAGUAAAACACUGCUGAGACCGGAUGGAUAUGAAAGAGGAAGAAUAAGGCAUGCAGCACUAGUGAAGGAAUGUGGAGACAAGUGUGAACUGAUUGAUUAUCUUCCAUUAUUCUGGAAGAACUCAACCAACAUGUAUCAGUAUUUUGAUGAACGUGGAUUCUCGUAUUUCACAUCUCCCAAUCAUUUAUCUGCUCAUGGAAUCGAAUUGGUUCGACCUAUUUAUAACAAGAUAUGUGCCAGUUUAUAG
Molecule: messenger RNA, 2115 nt
Organism: Caenorhabditis remanei
Lineage: Eukaryota; Metazoa; Nematoda; Chromadorea; Rhabditida; Rhabditidae
Exons: 11
Coding region: 1-2115 (704 amino acids)
Biological process (GO): polysaccharide biosynthetic process
Cellular component (GO): membrane
Molecular function (GO): acyltransferase activity, transferring groups other than amino-acyl groups
Source: RefSeq, a predicted model, not a curated record